AUGUAUAACAAACCUAUAAAGGAUAAAGAUUACGGUGCAGGGGAGGGAGACCCCAGUACCGGCGUAGUAGAGGGUUGUCAAGCGGGCCCCUCUGCGUCGACAUCGUGCAACCGCGACUGUCCGGGGGUGGAUCGCCAGGCCCUUGGACAUGCCUCUGCGUCUGGUGAUGAGGAAGGGAGUAUGGAUAGAAGGAUGAAGUCCGUAGAUUCUAACGUGUCACGUACCAAAGCGGACGAGUCUGAAUACUUUCGGGGCAAAUUACCGUUGGAGCGUGGAAGGGAGAGCUCCGAUGAUGAAAGGCCGUUGCUUCGUCCUUUCCCGUUAGUAAGGACGAAGAAGCGCCCGCAUCGAAGGAUCGCCUCAGUCGACGACGAUAGCACAGACAGUAAUACGGAUUCUGUAACCGCGUCAGCUUCUGAGAAGAGGAACAGAAAUUCUGCCCAAUCACUGGAGUCGGAUAUUGGGACAGCAAUGGCCGGCAAGACAGCUGCCGAACUUGACGCGGAGAUAAUAUAUGAAAUGGAUGAAGUGGAGUGGAUCGCGACCGCCUCCAAGAACUUGGAGCCGAUGUGUAUGAAGCGAUUGAUAAUUGCAUCCCGUAAGACGCGGAAGGCCAGCGCUAUGCUUCGAGAUAAAAUAGUCAACAAGGAGGAGGGAAUAGAGGGAGGAGAGGACAUUGAGGCGAGCACACUCAUGUGGGAGAGGCUGUCUCGCCUCGAGAAUAAGCUGAGCAGCUUCCAAGAGACGGUGAUGCGGCUGAUACAGAAGACAGAGAUGGAAAGAAACAAAGAUAAAAGAAAGUUGGCGGAGGACCCGACGGUCGCAGGGACGACAAGACUCGAGGAUCUGUUCCGCCGUAUGCUUAUCGAAGUGCGGCGUUGGCUGCUGUCGUCGCAAUCGCCGUCGCCUAUUAAAAAGAAGAGAGUGAUACCCUCAGAUAAGUGCGUCCUUCCCAUCGCGGAAUUCGUGAGGUUGUGGGACUCCUCGCGAUCGAACAUCAAGUCGCCGGAAAACGAGGUGGGCGACUUCACCAACAUCGUCGAUUCAAAUGUGUGCAGAAGAGGAGGCAGAAAAGAUAAAAAGCAUUCGAAAUCCGCGAAGGGAGCAAAGAAUUGCAGCGGUGGAAAAAGUAUAGGCAAAAGAAGGAAACGGAAGAAGAAAAGAGGUGGCGGAAGUAAGAAGAGGAACAAAGGUAGAGAGUCGGAGGAGUCAGACGCGGUUUUGAGUGACAAGGGUGCGAGCGCAAGCUCGCGUAGAAGUAUUACGUCUAACCUCCCCAAAACCCCACGGUACAUCACGGACAUGCAAACCGUGUCGGAGGAUUCGGCCUUCGCUUACGCGGAGAAUUUCGAGAGAGAUCAAGCUGCCCGAUUUGAGCAUCACCAAAGUUCUACCCAAGAGGGCAAUCACGGGCGUCGCAGCUUUUGGGACCGAUGCGGAGAAGGCGAGUCGCAGAGGUUCGAAUUUGACUGA
Molecule: messenger RNA, 1473 nt
Organism: Bombus pyrosoma
Lineage: Eukaryota; Metazoa; Arthropoda; Insecta; Hymenoptera; Apidae
Exons: 3
Coding region: 1-1473 (490 amino acids)
Source: RefSeq, a predicted model, not a curated record